Molecule: messenger RNA, 318 nt
Organism: Suillus clintonianus
Lineage: Eukaryota; Fungi; Basidiomycota; Agaricomycetes; Boletales; Suillaceae
Exons: 1
Source: RefSeq, a predicted model, not a curated record
UUUAUGAACAGACUUGCAGAAAUUGCUCCUGAUCCGGAGAUGUUGAUGUUUGGAGACGAAGCUGCAAAGAACAAGCUCACCCUAGCUCGACAGAUGGGAUGCUCAGCACGGGAAACAUGUUGUGUCCAGUCCAGAUGCUUUGUCCGAGGAACGUGGCGGUCUAUUCUGCCUAUCCUCACCCUCGAUGGCAUUAUCACCCAUGAUACCAUGCAUGGCCCAGUGACGAGCAAGCGUUUCAUUGGUAUAUAUGAAAACGCGUCAGAGAUCUCCGCUCGCAGCUACAAUAUCUCUAGCGUUCUAAUCUCCAUCAUGUCAUGA